GAUGGAGCCACAGCUAGCAGGCGCAUUUCCUUAAAUCUUGAAUAUGAAGAGUUUAAGAAUAUCUUUUUGAUCUCGACUCUAUAUUUAGAGCUCACAGUGGGUGAGUGAUGUCACCCAGGUCACAGUAAAGGGCGUAUAAAAACAACGUGUUGCCUUAAUUCCAGCUCUCUGUAUCUCGCAGACAAGUCCUACCGGUUGAGCGGAGGUGAAGCUAACUUCCCGGUGUCGGAGCGUCGGGUUGGGAGCUGGGUCGUGAUUCAGCGGUAGUCUUGGUGACGGAGAGCUGACCUCGGCUCACCUUCCCUGGGUUCGAACCCGCAACAACACCGCAGAGGACCGGUCGGUUUGAAUACUCUCGUUUUAACAACAGCAGUGAGAAACGCGGAGUUAGCUCCGGGUUGUCUGUGGCCGUCGAAUUAUCAGAAAUCGGUGUUAGCUUGUGGCAGCGCGGCGCAGGAGGAUACGCAGAUAACAUCGCCUCCACGGAGCUGGACACGGUUACACGAUUGGAGAGGGAAAAAUACACCAUCAUCGCAGCUGCACGCCCAUGCUCCGGCCUGUCAGAGCCCAUCUGCAGGAGGAAGCAGCUGCAGUGACAAGUGCACAAGAAAAACUACAAAUCUCUGCAGGACAGCUGUGAAAUAAUGGGAUGUUAAGGAUCCCGUCAAGCAGCUGAAGUGCUUCAUCAUCACAGCAACACUAGUGCUUGUUUCCAUCUGGAUGAUAUAGGCAGGGUGUGUGGGUGAUCAUCCAUGAUUGGAACUCAGAUGUGACUGUGAAUAUGAGCAUCCUCCCCUCGCGCCCUCAAGAUAUAGAUAGGUUAGCUGUGUAGUCAUGCACAGUCCUGCUCAUGACAUCAUGUCAGGGUACCCGAGUGGAUGUGUGGCGGACAAAGAUGCAAAUCCGGAGACAACCUUGGGGAGCGCCUAUUCCCCUGUGGACUACAUGAGCAUCACCAGCUUCCCCAGGCUGCCCGAGGACGAUGUGACGUCCGGGGAAAACGCCCUCAAGUCUCGCAAAGAUGAUGACAACGUGCUGAGUGAGCAAGACACAGACCCAGAUCUGUUUCUGAAAUCAGCUCGCCUCCAGCGUCUCCCGUCCUCUGCCUCAGACCUGGCCUGCCAUGAUGUGUCCCUGCAGGAGACGAACAGAGACCCCUUUACAGAAGACUGCGCUUGCCAGCGAGAUGGCCUGACCGUCAUUAUCACAGCCUGUCUCACCUUCGCCACAGGAGUCACAGUGGCUCUCAUCAUGCAGAUCUACUUUGGAGACCCACAGGUCUUUAACCAGGGAGCGGUGGUGACAGACGUGGCUCAGUGUACAUCGCUUGGCUUCAGUGUUCUUGGGAAGCAGGGCUCCAGUGUUGAUGCUGCCAUCACUGCUGCCCUCUGUUUAGGAAUUGUCCAUCCUCACACCUCUGGUAUAGGAGGAGGUGGAGUUAUGUUGGUGCAUGAUAUCCGUAAGAAUGAAACGAGGGUCAUCGAUUUCAGGGAGACGGCACCAUCUGCCAUCACCGAGGAGAUGAUGAGGACUAACCUUGAUCAAAAUCCUGGCCUGCUGGUGGGCAUACCAGGCAUGCUCAGUGGGAUGCACCAGGCACACCAGCUCUAUGGCAGGAUGUCAUGGAGUGAUAUAGUUACCAUGGCAGCAGACGUGGCCAAAAAUGGAUUUAAUGUCACCCAUGACUUAGCUGAAGCUCUGGCUAAAGUUAAGGACCAAAACACCUCAGAUGCAUUUCAGGCAUUGUUCUUCCCCAACGGCCAGGCUCCCCUCUCUGGAUUGUUCACCAAACGUCUUGAUUUGGCAGCCAUAUUGGAUGCUGUUGCCGUCAAGGGCAUACCAGAGUUCUACAGUGGUAACCUGACGCAGGAGAUGGUGGCGGCAGUUGAAGCAAAAGGCGGAGUGCUCACAGACAAUGACUUUGGAAACUACAGUACAGUCUUACAGCAGCCUGCAGAGAUCACCUAUCAGGGACACCAUGUGAUGGUGGCCCCAGCGCCUCAUGCAGGCGUUGCCCUGAUCACUGCUCUCAACAUCCUGGAAGGCUACAACAUCACCAGCCAGGUUCUCAGGAACAGCACCUACCACUGGAUUGCAGAGUCUGUGAAGAUAGCUUUGGCCCUGGCCAGUGGGCUCGGAGACCCUAUGUAUGACACGUCUGUCUCGGAGAUCGUUACCAAGAUGCAAAGCAAAUCACAGGCCUCCCUGCUCCGCGAGAUGAUCAAUGACUCCCAGGCUUUACCUGCCAGCCAUUACACUCCAUCAUUUACCUUGGAGGAGGGUGCAGCAGCUGCCCAGGUCAUGGUCAUGGGUCCAGAUGACUUCAUUGUGUCAUUCAUGAGCUCUCUAAACAAACCAUUUGGCAGCGGGAUAGUGACGCCCUCAGGAAUCCUUCUGAACAGCCAGAUCCUGGACUUCUCCUGGCCCAAUAAAACGCAGAGUUCAUCACCUAACCCACACAACAACCUCCAGCCUGGGAAGAGGCCCAUGUCCUUUCUGAUGCCCACAGCAGUGAGGCCAGCCGUGGGGUUAUGUGGCACGUACGUGGCCAUUGGAUCUUCCAACGGGGAGAAAGCUCUCAGUGGCAUUACACAGGUGCUGAUGAAUGUUUUGUCUUCACGUAAAAACAUGAGUGACAGCGUAGCAUAUGGGCGGCUCCACCCACAGCUGGAGCCCAACACCCUCCUUGUGGACUCUGAGUUUCUAGAUGAAGACGUGGUGCUGCUGCAGGCCAAAGGCCACAACGUUGAGAGGAAAGAUGUUCUCUCAUUAGUGGAGGGCACCCGAAGAACCAAUGACCUCAUCAUUGGGGUGAAGGACCCCCGAAGUGUUGACGCAUCUGCCCUCACUAUGUCCAUCCUGCCCUAGUGUGUACCCCACACUCACACAUAAAAAAGAAGGGGUAAGAGUAGUACUGUAAGAGAAAGUUACUGAGGAAGGAGGCAACUGAAGAACCAGUUUACUAAACAGAAUAAAAGAUCUACGUGCUGGGAGAAAAUUAAACUUCAGACAUGCGUCUUUCUCUGACAUCACUUAGUAGGAUCACAUAUGAAUCCACUGAUACAUAUGUUUGCCAACACACAGAAAAUUAAAUAGAACACCAUUUCACACACAUCAAAGUUGGUUCGCCCUCUCUAAUGUGCAGUCCCAGUGUAGAUAGUGUUGAAAAUAUAUGUCAACCCACUUAAAGGCAUCAACGUUUGCAGGGUAUAGAAAUGCAAGGUGUACUCCAGAGGAAACUGGAAAAUUGUGAUGGCUUUUGAAGCUUUUUUUAACAGCUUGCUUUUAGAAUUUGUGAUCAGGAGUUCUGACGUAAAUUAAUGGUGAACAAACAGAUUCUCUGUAAGAAGGAGCAGACAAUGAUGCCACACCAGGAAGCCACCAUUUACAGCACUUGCAUGGUCCUUAAAGUACCCAUCAAACUAGUGAUCAAGAUGAGUGUUGUCAAACAAUAACUAGACGAUCCUAAACUGAACCGUUUACUCUCCUGCUUUUUAUAUGGCAUGUGACUGUGAUUAGAUGUUGUUUGGUUCAGCUGCUUCCACUAUUGUGAACAAUCAAUGGCUCAUCAGGACCAUCUUUACACAAAAAACACAUUUGCUUCAGUUUACAGGUGUUAAAUAUCACUCAGCAUAGAUAAACCUAUUUAAAUUAAGUUAAGACAUUUUUGUUGUUGCAUUACUUUGUUGUCAACUAAAGCUUGUGGAAUAGAGCUUUUUUGGGGGAAGGGAUACAUGUUUUUAGAAAUGGGAUCUAAGUCUUUAGAGAUGGAUUGAAUGUAAUCUGUCUAUUUUUAUAUGAACAAUUGUUGGGCUGUAUACAUUUUAUUUUUACUAGUGUAACACAACGCAUUCCACCAGCUGCUGUGUAUUGGUUAAAUUAUUACAGGCAUUACAUUUAAAGUAAGAAGCAUUUGUCAAGCAGUGCAUUCUAAAAGUUGUUGCAACUGAAUCCAGAAUGAUCAAAAUUUCCUCAACCUUUCGUCUCUGUUCUUGGGUAUCAGUGCAAUACGACUUUUGAUGCUUGUUUUUUUUGUACUGUAGAGUACCACGCCUUAAGGUAAACAUUUGCACAACACCCGAUAUUUGAUUCCAUGUGUAUUUGUAUCUGAUUUGAGUCAAAAUCAGCACUGUACAAGCCUAAGAAAUAAAAGGUUUUAC
Paralichthys olivaceus (Japanese flounder) is the source of this 4160-nucleotide messenger RNA. RefSeq names its product glutathione hydrolase 7. The record is from RefSeq and is a predicted model, not a curated record. Gene Ontology annotation, molecular function: glutathione gamma-glutamate hydrolase. Gene Ontology annotation, cellular component: plasma membrane. Gene Ontology annotation, biological process: glutathione catabolic process. Lineage: Eukaryota; Metazoa; Chordata; Actinopteri; Pleuronectiformes; Paralichthyidae.